AUGAAUCAGAUAAAUUUUGCCCUACCUGGACAUUCAACGCCAAAAUUGUUGUCAUUGCUUUCAAUCCCUAGUUCUUCAGCAGCAGGACGCAAACUCCAGGAAUGCUACACCGCUGGUCACUGGCCUACCUGGGACAAUCUCAAAGUAGAGGUUGAAAAAUAUUUCAAACCUCAAGCUGAGCGUAACUGGGUGUGUCAGCACAUCCGUACCUUCAAACAAGGAAACAUGAGAAUGGAUGACUUUGUUACUCGGUUCCUGGCCCUCUCCAUCCAAGGGGGUUUAGGAAAUGAACACGCAGUGGAGCUGUUGGAGCGGUUCAAGCUGUUUAGGCUGCAGCCAGGACAGGGUGCUCCUAUGGAUAUUGGUGUGGUCCAAAGCGGACAAAUGCGCAGAUUCAAGGGCAACUGCUAUAACUGUGGCCAGGAGGGACACAUGUCCCAAGAUUGCAGAAAUGGGGUGCAGGCCGCCCAACAAAAAAAUAACCAAGGGUGCCAGGCGUGCCAAUUAGAAAUGGAGAAGCCGGACAAUUGGCUCAAUAAUUUCGCUGGUCAUUUGUAUGACAAAAUCAGGGCCUUCUUCUAUGAUUAG
Serpula lacrymans var. lacrymans S7.9 is the source of this 588-nucleotide messenger RNA. RefSeq lists its product as uncharacterized. Gene Ontology annotation, molecular function: nucleic acid binding; zinc ion binding. The record is from RefSeq and is a predicted model, not a curated record. Lineage: Eukaryota; Fungi; Basidiomycota; Agaricomycetes; Boletales; Serpulaceae. The transcript is spliced from 3 exons. Bases 1 to 588 code for a protein of 195 amino acids.